ACCAUGCUUCAAUUCACAUUACAAUCUUUGUCCUUUGACUCUUAUUAUAUAAUCAUUGUAGUAAAUAUUGGCUACCUUUGUCUUUUAAAACAUAUUCAUUCUUUUUUGUUUUAGUCGGCUACGAGACUCUCAUUCUGUCAGCUGUCUUCAACAGCUGACACAACCACUGUGGCCUAGCAGCUGGUGCGAGCUAAAGUCUUUUACUUUAAAUCUAGUUUUUCAGACGUAAAACUAAAAGCUGAUUUUUAGAUCUGUGAGGACUGCAGUGUUUUUCUUAUCUGUAUUGGGUCAAAUAACCUAGCAGGUGGUUACCUGUCACAGGUUGUUUGCUCUUGUUUGAGGUGUAGAGUAACAAGAAAGCGACAUGUUUUUACUUUCAGAGAAUUGAAGUCUGCCAGAUAGUAGCUUUUGUUACUCUGACAAAAUUAGACAUCAUGCAAGAAAGUAGCUGCUAUUAUACUGACAGGAUCGUAUUUCCUUGUGGAGGCGGACUGCCAGGACUCGUAAAGGAUGGACAGCUUGGAUUGUGUGACAGCUGCAAAGUGGGGGGUGUGUUCGUAACUAUUUUUCCCCUGGAUUCACAGUGCAGAGCUGAGUGUGUGAAGGGCAAAAGAGAACCCGAUUUUCACAUAAGGCUGUGUCCGACAGUAUUUGCUGCUAUUGCCAAUUACUGCAGUUCAUAAAUACGUAUUCUUUCUCUCCCAUGCCAAAUAUUUUUCUUAAGACAGAAGAUCCUGUGGAUUUAUCACCCUUGGAGAGUCCUUGCAUUCCUGUCCACUGGUGCUUGGAGUUACUAGAAGAACUCUGGAUCAAGAUCAUGAAAUAACUGAGUGUUCUUUCAGCUGCCGUGUAGGAGUGGUGCUAGUGUCCAUUUGUUAAUGGAGCAAUAAUUUCCAAUGUCAAAGAAACGGGACAUUCCAACCUUGAAACACAGCCAGAACUUUCUUAGUUCUUCACUUUUUGCAGAUAAGCCGCUGUUGCCUAUUGUAAAAUUAGCCAGGAUGGGUGUGGAGCAGCCCGUGGCCCUGCUGAGCGAACUGGCGGCAUGUUGUCUUGGUAACACGUACUUUCGACGCCACUAUCACCUGUGGAUGGCUUUACUUGUUCUGAUGGGCCCUGGCCUGACUUACCAUGUUAGCCACAGUACAGUCUUUGCAAACAAGAGGAACUUCUUAUAUUUGUAUUUUCUCCGAUCAGGAUGGGGAUGGACCUGCCUGUUAACAGGUGGCUACCUUCUCCUUGUUUCCUAUUCUUCCUCUCGCAGCUUAGGCAUCUGCCUGCGUCAUAUGUUUCGGCUUGUGAUUGCUACCAUCUUCUGGAAGGCAGCGUUGUUGGGGUUUGCUUUGGUGGAGAACGCCACGGGGAGCUGCUUUGAGCCAAUACAAAACUAUGAAGGGUUAGAAGGAGGAGUGGCGCUCCUGCUGCAUGAGGCACAGAACAAAGCCGCCUGUCUCACAUCUGGUUUUGUAUGGCGUGGGUAUGACAUUUCUGAAGAUACUUUCCUACUGACUUUUGCUUCUCUAGUAAUGGCAGAAGAGAUGGCUGUCUUUAAACCCUACCUUGCUUGUCAUCUACCUGCUAGCACAGCUUUAAGGAUUGUCUUUCUUAUGUGUGCUGCCUUGUUGAUCCUAUGGAACUUCUUAUUGCUCUGCGUUCUUGUUUAUUUUCAGCGCUACACUCACAAGCUUUUAGGGGGUGCUCUUGCAACCUUAUGUUGGAGGCUCAUGUAUCACUGGUGGUAUAAAACUGGUGUAAGCUGGUACUCCCCGGGUAGGCCAGGAGUGGGUCUGUUUGAAAAGGCUGAUAAAGAAUAGCCAUUUUUGCAGAUUCUUAGUAAAAUGAAAUUGGUGUUUUUUUUCCAAGUGGCAGGUACCACUGCCUUCAUAUAUAAAAUGGUGCCUUUGUUUGCAAAUCAGAGGGCUCUGGUACAGAUGGAGCCAUUGAGCAAACCACAGAAGUUUAAUGCCAGCAUAUUCUCCUGAAACCAGCAAGGCAGAAUAAGGAAACUAGAAGAACAGUUAGAGGUUAACAUGUUCUAAUAUAGCAUCAGUUUAGGAAUACUCCACCUGAAAAUUACAUUUUUUAAUACUAGGGGGCUCUGCCCCCUGCUCUCUUCACUCGCCAACCCCCAUGCGGGCCCUACGUGCUACUAAUUUCCCAGAUCUGCCACUUGCGAUGAAUCGUGCUGUGCUUUUGGAUAAAAACGAAUAUCAACUCUGUCUUUGAUAUCUCCGUCUUUCGAAACUAUUAUCGCUGACAAUUCUUCACAUGUUGGUUUAUUAUAUAUGCGAGUUUAAUCUUUCAGAUUCGUAAAGAAAUCCAAGAAAACUUCUUUGUCCAUGUUUUUCAGAUAAAUUUUGUGUAAAGUGUGAUACUUCUGGACGUAUAGAUUUGUAUCCAUUAUUGGCUGUAGAAUUUCUAAUACGUCCGAUCGUUUAACUCUUUCGAUUCUAUGUUGCAUCGCUUCUCCGUGACCAUAAAUAUAAAACUGACCAAAUUGCGGUUUCUUUGAAAUUAAACUUGUAGUUGGUUCAAUUGUUGCGGGAAAACAGAUUCUCAUGGCGUAUGGUCCUGAAUUGUGUAAAUCUACGUUUUGAGCACUGUAUGAUGCAAAUGCGAACAGAUUAUUGUAGAUUUGGAUAUUUUGCCUGUAGAGUUUGUGGAUUUCACUUUCACCAAAUAACAAAUCUUUUAUUUCUCACAGAUACAACUCUUUAUUUGUAAGAAACACGACUUUUUCCUGAUGGCAACAUGAAUUAGACGAUCUGCAAGUCUCCAACUUAACUUUGAAAGCUGACCGAUAUCUACAUACUUCUGUCAUAUCACCUAUGUCCAUAUAUUCUCUUCUCGCUGUUCCAUUAUUUCACCAAGUAAUAAUUUCCGUUUGUUAGCAAUAAUUCCAUCUUUACUAUCAGUUUUUUGAGACUUACAAAUUUCUGUACUUUCAUAAUCUCUAGCUUGCUCUGCAGGUGUAUCGUGACAAACGUUUUUGAACCUCUUUACGACGUUCUACUUUGUCUUCUACUCUUUGUCUUUUCUUCUUCUAGUGUUUGUCAUUUAUUUUCGCCCCCAUUUGGACCUGUUCGGUUUUCAAUUCGUCUCUUGGCACAAAGUCUCGUCUUGCGGGACUUGAAAUUAUCUCUCUGAAAAUGUCUCGUCUCUUCUCUCUGAAAAAAAAGUCUUGUCUCAUCCCAAGAUUUUUUUAUAUAAUAGGGAGAUGUUACUUACCCCUUGUACUUUGUCGUGGUGGAUGACAAAAAAAAUUCUUACAUUUUCUUGUUGAAAGUAUGUAAGAGAGGUUCUCAUAAACUGGAUGGAUAAGUGACUAACAUUGGUCAGUGGCAAAGUUUGUGAAAAGCAUCCAUGUAAAAAAGAAAAAAAAGAAACACUCAUAUUGCGUAAUUCACUUAUCCUUUACACAUUUGCUAACUUAAAACAUGCAAAACAAAUGCAUUUUUGCUAAAAUGUUAGUUACUUCCUGUAUUAUCAGGGACUAUGUAAAAAGAAAAAAUGUAAAGACUCUCGGUCUUCAAGUGGUCUUCGUGGAUGUUUUUCAAAAUGUUUGCCACUGUCCAUCCCAUCUAUGAGAAUCCCUUAUGUACUUUCCCCAAGUAAAACUGAGAUUUAAAAUUUUCUCAGCCACCACUUCAAAGUAUAUGGGGUAAGCAACAUGUUCGGGUGGAGUAUUCUUAUAAGGACAACAUCAAAAUGUAAGCCCGGUCACUAUUUCGUCUGGAGCAUUGCUCGUGUGUCUGCUUCGUCGUUUACUUAAUUUUGUUUAUAUUAUAGACAUUUUGUGCAUUAUGUUAACGGUUUCUUACACAUAAAUGUGUUUAGUACCAUGUUUUUGUGGUUUUGCUGUCUUUUAUUGCUGUAUAAAUUAAUGCCUAAUUGCCUCUGUUCCAGAUUCGUGUUUUUAUAGAUGCCUGUUAUUUGAUCCAUCAAAGUCGCUGUUUAAAAAAAAAAAACCCACUGAAAAUAGUCCUGUGGGGUGAAGCCUAAGCUUGAAGUUCAGUUCUUUAGUCAGUAGUUCAUCUUACAUCUCACGCUGUAGACAUUUACUACCUACUGAACUUUAAAAUGGCAAAAAAAUGAAAUAAACUACAGAUAGGCUAAAGAUGGUCAAAAUGAACAUGAUGUUAACAGUUUGUGCUCCACAUGAAAUAGUAAACAUGAUAAACAUGUUUAAAGUUGAAUUUAAAUCAAUGAAGGGGAACCAAGAAUGGAAGACUAUUUAUUUUGGUAGUUGACCUUGUUGAUGGUUACCAAUAGUGUGCCAAAAUUUGAAUUGUGUGUUAAAAAUGCCCAUCAUAAAAAUAAUAAUCUUAUGUCAUAUACAUGACGUGAUUUUUUUAUUCAAAGCUAAGAAUCCAGGUCCCAUAGUCUAAACACUAGUAAGUUCAUGAUACACUGCAGUAGUAAACUUGUAGAAUUCAGAUUUUAGAAGUAAAUCAGGAGGUUUAAAAAAUGGGGAGUUGGCCUAUGUGACAAAUGGCUGCGUUAAAUGACACUACUGUUGUUCGUUCACAGAUCAGUGGUUAUAGGUCACACAUUACGAUAUGGAAUCCUGACAAGUCAAGGUGAAUGCUAAAUUUAACAGAUCUCUUUAAUACUCAAGCAGAAAUGAUGACUCUCUAAAUAUCCUACCACCCUGCUCUGAUUCAGGAUUUCUUAGCACUAAUUUAUGUGUUUGGCCUUUUAGGACAGGCCUCCUCCAACUUUGUAUACCUGCACUCUUAAAAAAUUUCUACCUAUUUGUUGUUGCCCACUUUCUCUGUCCUUCAGGUUAGAUGGGAGACGACUGGUGCAUCGCUGACUCUCCCUUUUUUGAUUGGGUUGAGGACUGCCCUUUGACUGUUACAUUUUUGAAGCCCCUCUAGUGUGGCUUACGUUGUAUUUGAUUCAGUCUGCUGCCAACUCCUUUUCCCCCUGGGCUUGUGUCUGUGCAGAGAAGCAUCCCUCUGGUGGGACACGGACACCUGUACACCUCAUGGCAGAGAUGUUACACUUGAGCUGUGUGUCAUGAUAGUGGACAUCAAGACCAAAGACUCAAUAUUUGAUGAAUGGAGUGCAAUGAAAGGCCAUCUUUCCACAAUAGAAACAACAUACCACAAGUAAGUGCUGAAGGCAUUUCCAGCGACUGUCGUUGUGUAUAGCAAGUCACUCAAGCGGAUGUUAUUUCUGCACUGUUUUCAACGGAUUACGACUCUUCUCAAUGUAUUCUGCUGUGACGGGGAGACAUUUUGAUUGUGCAUGUAACUCAGGUAUAUAUGAAACUGAACCUCAGCCAUUCAAGUGGUGUUCUGAUGGAGUGUGGGUUGAUAAACAGGGCAGUCCCACCUACUUUAUUUUCUGCAAAAGUUAAUGGUGAUAUUCAUAUAAUAUUUUAUAUGCAGUACAGUAUAUAGUUGAGUUAUUUAUUGUAAUACUUUUCAAAAAAAGAGCUGUUGGAGAAUUAAUUGUACACAUGAAAGUAACUAUUUAAAUAAAGGAGAUAUGUGAAGAAGUUUGUUGGUUAGUUUAAA
Messenger RNA from Erpetoichthys calabaricus (reedfish), 5525 nucleotides. RefSeq names its product fat storage-inducing transmembrane protein 1. The record is from RefSeq and is a predicted model, not a curated record. The coding region runs from base 897 to 1814 and encodes 305 amino acids. Gene Ontology annotation, cellular component: endoplasmic reticulum membrane. The transcript has 3 exons. Lineage: Eukaryota; Metazoa; Chordata; Cladistia; Polypteriformes; Polypteridae. Gene Ontology annotation, biological process: lipid droplet organization; lipid storage; phospholipid biosynthetic process.